AUGGAAAAUUCCACCCAAAGCUCAAUUCAGUUCGGCUUCCCGUCGCCAGAGAUUUUUAAGCUUCCCCCAAGCCAACCCUACAAACCAGCCGCAUCUCUUCGUGCACCUCCCUCGAAUAUCUACGAACCGACUUUCUUCUAUCCCUUUGAGAUACACCCCGAUGUCUAUCAUGCUGCGUUGAACAUCAGAUUUGUUUUGACCUUCUCGUUGGCAUAUGUCACGACAGUGUUGUUUUGGAAUCAAUACAAUACCAGCCGGCAGUACAAACCAUGGGCAAUCAGCAGAACAUUUAUUUUCAAAGCUUUUGUCUUCAUGCAUAAUACUCUUCUCUCUCUCUUCUCUGCCUGGGUGCUCGGUGGGAUCCUCCAUGGAUUUUAUGUCCAUGGGCCUUCUGCAGAAGGGAAAGACAACUACCUCGCUCAUCUGGCAGAGUAUCUAUGUCAACCAGACCCAGAUGCAUUUAGACAACAGGGAGCGACCUACAUGGGCUGUCUCUUCUAUCUCAGCAAAUACUACGAAGUUGUCGAUACAUUGAUUAUCCUAGCCGGAGGGAAGAAGAGCUCGACUUUGCAAACAUAUCACCAUGCAGGCGUGAUUCUGUGUGGUUGGUCAGCGGUAUUUUUUGAAUCCCCCAUGGGUGCUGUUGGGGUGUUGUUGAAUGCCACAGUCCAUACUUUGAUGUAUGCAUACUUUGCUAUCCAGACACUUGGCAUUCGUGUUCCUAUGAGCAUCAAACGCUCACUAACGGGUAUCCAAAUCGCCCAGUUUUUGAUUGGUAUGGUCUGGAGUGUCAGUUAUUUGCUGUUGAAAUACAAGGUUCCCUCGAACAUACCAGAGACUCGAGGCAAUGUUUCAAUAGCGUUGGAGUCGCAUAUAAGCCGUGUUGAUUCUUCGAUUGACUCUUACACUAUGAUGUCCUGCAUCAGUGACAGUGGCGAGGCAAAUGUUUAUUUUGUGACGAACCUAUACCUUUUGCCCUUGAUUUAUCUCUUCGUGCAGUUUUUUAUCCGAUCAUACAGAAAGCAGAAAUAA
Molecule: messenger RNA, 1032 nt
Organism: Penicillium odoratum
Lineage: Eukaryota; Fungi; Ascomycota; Eurotiomycetes; Eurotiales; Aspergillaceae
Product: elongation of very long chain fatty acids protein
Exons: 3
Coding region: 1-1032 (343 amino acids)
Biological process (GO): sphingolipid biosynthetic process; fatty acid elongation, polyunsaturated fatty acid; fatty acid elongation, monounsaturated fatty acid
Cellular component (GO): endoplasmic reticulum membrane
Molecular function (GO): fatty acid elongase activity
Source: RefSeq, a predicted model, not a curated record